Messenger RNA from Dracunculus medinensis (Guinea worm), 792 nucleotides. Lineage: Eukaryota; Metazoa; Nematoda; Chromadorea; Rhabditida; Dracunculidae. The record is from the annotation of a GenBank genome assembly.
AUGACUAAGCAAGUUUUCAGUAAUGGUGGUGGUCGUAGUGGUGCAUUUAUCGCUUUGGAUGCCAAUCUUGAACUAUUAAAAAGGACUGGGCAGAUUGAUAUUUACGAAUAUGGGAAAACAAUGGUUAACUCCAGGCCGCAUUUAAUCGAUUCUGCUGAUCAGUAUCAAUUUAUAUAUGAAGCGCUUGCUGAGGCUGUACUUUGUAAUAUAGAACCGAUAGCUAUGUGGCAACUGAAAGACAGAAGUAGCAUGUAUAAAGCUAAAAAAGAUCGACAAGUCAUGGAAGCACAGGAUGCGCAUGAAAAUAAGUUACUAGUAAUGUUAGCGCCAACUCUUCGAAUAGGUGAUUGUGCUGGAGGCCAUCGACUGGAAAAUCGUGGUAAAAAUAGAGACGUGAUGGUUGUUCCCCCUGAUCAUGCACGACCAUAUUUACAAACCUUACAUGGCGAGAGUAAGGAUUAUACCUACAUAAACGCUGUUGAAGUAGAUGGAUUUCGCAGAAAAAAUGAAUUCAUCAUUACUGAAUGGCCUAAAAGCUCCACAAUUGAUAGUUUUUGGACUUUAGUAUUUGAUCAUAGUUGUCAUACAGUUGUGAAUCUCAGUAAUCAAGGAAAUUCUAGGACAUAUCCGGCAUUUUUGCACAGCAAAGGGAAACAAACUUAUGGGCCUUUCGUAGUAGAAAUUCUCAAUCAUCAUCAAUAUCCAUCGAUGACCUCGCAUAUGGUUAAAAUCAUGAAAAAGGUAAACUCUAUAGGAAUUAAAUAUCUAGCAACCACAUUUCUAAAAGUUUGA